Messenger RNA from Saccharomyces kudriavzevii IFO 1802, 2484 nucleotides. RefSeq names its product 6-phosphofructo-2-kinase (gene PFK26). Gene Ontology annotation, molecular function: ATP binding; 6-phosphofructo-2-kinase activity. Gene Ontology annotation, biological process: fructose 2,6-bisphosphate metabolic process; fructose metabolic process. The record is from RefSeq and is a predicted model, not a curated record. Gene Ontology annotation, cellular component: cytosol. Bases 1 to 2484 code for a protein of 827 amino acids. Lineage: Eukaryota; Fungi; Ascomycota; Saccharomycetes; Saccharomycetales; Saccharomycetaceae. The transcript has a single exon.
AUGUUCAAACCAGUAGACUUCUCAGAAACAUCUCCUGUCCCGCCUGAUACUGAUCUUGCUCCCACACAAUCGCCACACCAUGUGGUGCCUAGCCAGGACUCCAAUUAUGACCUUCUACGCCGGGAUUCUGAUAAUAAAACUGAGGGUGAAAAAUAUCCACACGAUGAACUAUCUAAACAUUUACCGCUAUUUCAAAAGAGACCUCUGAGUGAUACACCCAUAUCUAGCAGUUGGAACUCCCCCCGAAUCACUGAGGAAAAUACCCCUUCAGAUUCUCCUGAAAAUAGCGCUACAAAUUUGAAAUCACUCCAUCGACUGCAUAUCAAUGACGAGACCACAUUGAAGAGUGCUAACAUUCCAAUGGACGAUGUUAACGAUUACAUUCCUCCAUCGGAUGAAACAAAUGAGGUGACUCGUAUUGAUUUGAAAGAUGUCAAAUCCCCUUCCAGGCAUCAUAAAAGAAGACCUACUACUAUCGAUGUUCCUGGCUUGACGAAAUCCAAGACUUCUCCAGAUGGUCUCAUAUCGAAGGAAGAUAGCGGGUCGAAAUUGGUUAUUGUUAUGGUCGGGUUACCAGCCACGGGAAAGUCAUUUAUUACAAACAAAUUAUCCCGAUUUUUAAAUUAUUCUUUAUACUAUUGUAAAGUCUUUAAUGUUGGUAACACUAGAAGAAAAUUUGCCAAGGAACAUGGGUUGAAAGAUCAGGAUUCAAAGUUUUUUGACCCGAAAAAUACCGAUUUUACUAGAUUGAGAGACAAGUGGGCCAUGGAUACUCUCGAUGAAUUGUUAGACUAUCUAUUGGAAGGUGCCGGAUCUGUAGGUAUUUUUGAUGCUACUAAUACUUCCCGUGAGAGAAGGAAAAAUGUGUUGGCUAGGAUUAGGGAAAGAAGUCCUCAUCUGAAAGUUUUAUUUUUGGAAUCCGUCUGUUCAGAUCAUGCCUUGGUACAAAAAAAUAUCAGACUCAAAUUAUUCGGUCCAGAUUAUAAGGGUAAGGAUCCUGAAAGCUCUUUAAGAGAUUUUAAAAGUCGUUUAUCAAAUUACUUGAAGGCCUAUGAACCUAUUGAAGAUGACGAGAACUUGCAAUAUAUCAAAAUGAUAGAUGUAGGAAAGAAAGUCAUCGCAUACAACAUCCAGGGGUUUUUGGCUUCACAAACAGUUUAUUACUUGUUAAACUUUAAUUUGGCUGAUCGACAAAUUUGGAUAACAAGAAGUGGUGAAAGUGAAGAUAAUGUUUAUGGUCGUAUUGGCGGGAAUUCUCAUCUAACUCCCCGUGGCCUAAGAUUUGCCAAAAGCUUACCAAAAUUCAUUGCCAGACAAAGAGAAAUCUUUUAUCAAAACCUUAUGCAGCAAAAGAAGAAUAAUGAAAAUUCAGACAACAAUUUAUACAAUGACUUUUUUGUUUGGACUAGUAUGCGUGCCAGGACCAUAGAAACCGCCCAAUAUUUCAACGAAGAUGAUUAUCCCAUCAAGCAAAUGAAAAUGCUGGAUGAGUUAAGUGCAGGAGAUUAUGACGGUAUGACAUAUCCAGAGAUCAAAAAUGAUUUCUCAGAAGAAUUUGAAAAAAGACAGAAGGACAAAUUAAGAUAUAGAUACCCUGGUAUUGGUGGUGAAUCCUAUAUGGAUGUCAUCAAUAGACUGAGACCUGUGAUCACGGAACUAGAGAGAAUCGAGGAUAAUGUUCUUAUUAUUACACACCGUGUGGUUGCAAGAGCUUUAUUGGGAUAUUUCAUGAACUUGAGUAUGGAUAUUAUUGCCAAUUUAGAUGUCCCAUUACAUUGCGUUUACUGUCUAGAACCAAAACCCUACGGAAUCACUUGGUCAUUAUGGGAAUAUGAUGAGACAUCGGAUUCAUUUUCUAAGGUCCCACAAACGGACUUGAAUACCACAAGAGUGAAAGAAGUUGGACUUGUUUAUAAUGAAAGAAGGUACUCUGUUAUACCAACGGCUCCACCGAGUGCAAGAAGCAGCUUUGCAAGUGACUUCUUGUCAAGAAAGAGAUCCAAUCUUACUUCUGCGUCUUCUUCUCAGAAUGAAUUGUCAGUACAGCCCAAAACUAGUGUUAGUGCUCAAACCAAUAGCAAUAAUUCUACCGUCACGGGAAGCAACGUUAACAUCAAUAAUAAAAAUGGUGAAUCUAAAAUGCCAUUGUCUGCACCAUUGAUGACAUCCAGUGCUUCCAACAACUUUUUGGAUGGCGGCGGUACCUCAAUUUCGAUUCACCGUCCGAGAAUUGUUCCAAACCAAAAUAAUGUCAACCCUUUAUUGGCCAACAAUAAUAAUACGACUUCUGACGCAUCUAAUAUAAAGAAAUCAGAACCGACGCCAAGACAGAUGUUUGAAAUAGAUAAGGUGGACGAAAAGUUGUCUAUGUUGAAGAACAAAAGUUUUCCAUUACAUGGUAAAGAUUACUCCACUGACAAUGAUGAUAAUAACGUCACUGAUAUCAGGGCAAGGACGAUGACUCGGAGCCAAAGCCACGUUUGA